Schistosoma guineensis is the source of this 711-nucleotide messenger RNA. The record is from the annotation of a GenBank genome assembly. Lineage: Eukaryota; Metazoa; Platyhelminthes; Trematoda; Strigeidida; Schistosomatidae.
AUGUUUGUUCUUGUUUCUUUGAAGGAUACUGUUGUAAUUAAGCCUAAUUACAUCGGUUCAGAUAUGAAAGAAAUAAUGGAGCAGGAGCUUAAUUCUCGUUUCUGCAGCAAAGUUAUUUACAAAGUUGGUCUGUGCAUUUCUUUAUGGGACAUUUUGAAAGUUGAAGAAAGCUUUAUAUCAGAUGUCGAUGGUGCCUAUUAUACUACAGUGAGCUUUCGAAUUGUUUGCUUUCGUCCGUUUAUUGAUGAAAUUCUUAUUGGAAUUGUAAAAUCUCUCUCCAAAGCUGGCUUACGUGUGUCACUGAAUUUUUUUGAUGAUGUAUUUAUACCUGCAGAAAAACUACGCUCACCUUCAAGAUACGACUAUGAACAAAAUGCAUGGAUAUGGGAGUAUGCGUACGAAGGUGAAGCAGCUGAAUUGCGCAUUGACAAACAUGAUACGAUUCGAUUUCGUGUAGUUGAAGAAGUUUGGUCUGAUCCAAACCCAGAUAGUGACAAAACUAGCAUUUCAACUUCUAAUGACCCAUUAGAGUGCGGUGAUGGUAAUCCAGACUCUUUAAUUGAACCCAAAGCCCCCUAUACAAUAAUCGUGAGUUUAUUUCUCCGGUAUUUCUGCAAUUGUCAUUUCUGUUAUCACGAUUUUUUGUCUGUGAAAGUAUUUAUUAUCCUAGCUACUAUCAACCAUCUAAGUUACAUGGUUAAAAAUGAAUAA